Molecule: messenger RNA, 553 nt
Organism: Staurois parvus
Lineage: Eukaryota; Metazoa; Chordata; Amphibia; Anura; Ranidae
Source: the annotation of a GenBank genome assembly
GCGGGCGCCGGGCCCCCAGGAGGGGCGACAGGCAUCGGGCCCCCAGGCGGAGCGACAGGCAUCGGGCUCCCAGGCGGAGCGACAGGCAUCAGGCCCCCCCGGGGGGCGGCGGGCGCCGGGCCCCCAGGCGGAGCGGCGGGCGCCGGGCCCCCAGGCGGGGCGACAGGCAUCGGGCCCCCAGGCGGAGCGGCGGGCAUCGGGCCCCCAGGCUGGGUGGCAGGCGCCGGGCCCCCAGGCGGAGCGGCGGGCACCGGGUCAUCAGGCACGACAACGGGCAUCGGGUCACCAGGCAUCAGGUCAUUUGGCUCGCCAGCGGGCACCGCGUCAUCUAACAAGGCAGUGGGCACCGAGUCACCAGGCACGACAGUGGGUUCCGAGUCAACUGGCAUGACCACGGGCACUGGGUCAGACAUUGGAUCAUCUGGCUCGACAGCGGGCAUCGGGUCACCAGGCAUCAGGCAUCAGGCUGGGUGGAGGCAUCAGGCUGAAUGGAGGCAUCAGGCUGAAUGGAGGCAUCAGGCUGAAUGGAGGCAUCAGGCUGGGUAGAGGCAUC